Dothidotthia symphoricarpi CBS 119687 is the source of this 1176-nucleotide messenger RNA. RefSeq names its product RPB5 subunit of DNA-directed RNA polymerase. NCBI's taxonomy places the organism in Eukaryota, Fungi, Ascomycota, Dothideomycetes, Pleosporales, Dothidotthiaceae. Gene Ontology annotation, molecular function: DNA binding; DNA-directed RNA polymerase activity. The record is from RefSeq and is a predicted model, not a curated record. Gene Ontology annotation, cellular component: RNA polymerase III complex; RNA polymerase I complex; RNA polymerase II, core complex. The transcript is spliced from 3 exons. Gene Ontology annotation, biological process: DNA-templated transcription. Bases 33 to 743 code for a protein of 236 amino acids.
CCCCGACGCACCCCGACGCGCCACUACCCACCAUGGCCGACGAACGAGCGCAGUAUGGACCGAGCCUGAUCCGCAUGUGGAGGGUCUGGCGCACAGCAAAGGAGAUGAUGCACGACCGGGGCUAUAUGGUUGUCGACGAUGACAUGCAGAUGUCGCUGGAGGAAUUUGCGCGGAGAUAUGCGCGCGAAGACGGCGAGCCAGACCGCUCGCGCCUCAACUUCUCCUGCCAGCCCAGCGAAGACAUGCUCCGCCGAUACACCGCCGUCCCUACCAAGAAAGAGUCCGACCCACAGCCCCAGAUCGGCACUAUGUGGGUCGAGUUCAACAGCGACGAGAACGUCGGCCUGAAACAGCUGCGCGACUACAUGGGCCAUCUGCUCAACGGCAACUUCUACUCGGGCAUCAUGGUCACCGUGAAGCCCAUGACGGGCAUGGCCAUCCGACUUCUGCGCGGCUCUGGUAGCAUGAGCGAGGGCCCACGGGGCGGUGUCGAGGUCUUUGUCGAGCAGGAUCUGCUGGUCAACAUCACCAAGCACGAGCUAGUACCCAAGCACGUGCUGCUGAGCGAGGAGGAAAAGGCCCAGCUACUCUCGCGCUACCGAUUGAAGCAGACACAGCUGCCUCGAAUCCAGUCCACGGACCCCGUUGCCAAGUACCUGGGCCUUAGGAGAGGCGCCGUGGUCAAGAUCAUCCGCAAGUCCGAGACAGCAGGACGAUAUGCGAGUUACCGAUGGGUUAUUUGAGAAUUUUGGAAAACAAUUGUUGGCCGUGUGCUGCAGCAAGAGGAUGAGAUGAGACAGGUCAUGUGGGCGAGGAAACAGACGACGAGCACAUCGCGACUACGAGGCCCGUUGCAUGCGUCUCAACAGCGAGACUGAGAGAAACACGUCAUUUGGCGAGGCGUUUGGCGAACAGGAUGGCCCUUUUCCCCCGAAAAGCAAUCGCCGUGUGCGGAUUGGCAUUUGCGAGAGCGAAAGCGAAAAGCAGUUUGGGAGGCUCACAUUUUGCAGGGGCAUGUAUACCACUUUAAACUAUGUUUCAAACCUCAACCUGUCUCUCCCCCAGUCUUGCAUCGAAGUAUGAGCUAACACAAUUGAACUGUGCUUGGUUGGAUAUUGACUUCGUUGAAUAGAUGUCAGAACAAGACUUGGAAGUACAGUACAGCAUUCAUCCAAC